Molecule: messenger RNA, 1056 nt
Organism: Limanda limanda (common dab)
Lineage: Eukaryota; Metazoa; Chordata; Actinopteri; Pleuronectiformes; Pleuronectidae
Product: deoxyribonuclease-1-like
Exons: 10
Coding region: 1-1056 (351 amino acids)
Biological process (GO): DNA catabolic process
Cellular component (GO): nucleus
Molecular function (GO): DNA nuclease activity
Source: RefSeq, a predicted model, not a curated record
AUGAAAGUGGCAUCUUUUAACAUUCAGAAGUUUGGAAAAAGCAAAGUGUCCGAUCCAGAUGUUGUCAAUAUCCUGACCAAGAUCGUGUCUCGAUAUGACAUCAUUGUGAUUCUGGAAGUGGUGGACAUCAGCGGAGAGUCUAUCAAAACCUUCCUGGAUGCACUCAACAAGUCAGUGCACAACAGGAAGCAUCACUACACUCUGAAGAUCAGCAGUCGUCUGGGUCGAACGCGCUACAAGGAGCAGUUCAUGUUCCUGUACAGGGAUGACUUGGUCGACUUGGUGGGCUCCCAUCAGUUUGACGACCAGCUGAAUGAGGGAGGAGACGUUUUCGCCAGAGAUCCAUACAUCCUGCGAUUCAGAUGCCUCAAUACAGUGCUGAAGGACCUGGUGAUGAUCCCAGUUCACACCAAACCAGAGGACUCAGAGACGGAGCUGGACGAGCUCUACGACGUCUUCCUGCACGUCAAGAAGGCGUGGAGCACUGAUAACGUGAUGAUCCUGGGCGACUUCAACGCCGAUGGCUCCUACGUCUCCAAGAAGGCGAUGAAGGGCAUUCGUAUCCGUAACGACAAGAACUUCCACUGGCUGAUUGGAGACGAUGUCGACACCACGGCCAGCACCGGGAACGACCACUCAUACGACAGGAUCGUGGUCUACGGAGACGACAUGCUCCAGGCCAUCGUACCUAACUCUGCCAAACCCUUCAACUUCCAGAAGGCUUAUGGACUCAGUGACGAGCAGGCUCUGAAAGUCAGCGACCAUUACCCAGUGGAGGUGGAGCUGAAGUCCGUAAACAAGAUAGAUGACGAGAAUGGUGUGAAACCGAAGUGGCCGGUCGAGUCAGUACCUGUGGGCCUCGUGCCGCUGGACGAGGAUCUGCUGGAGCUGAAGAGAGGGAACCUGCUGCUGGAGAGAGAGAAGCUGCAGCUGGAGAUCCAGAUCCUCCGACAGAAGAUGGCCAAGAUGAACAGUGGAGAUUAUACACCACACCCUGACUCCGAGGACGCGCAGCUCUGUGUGAGACAACGGGACGAAGAACUGCAACGCCGGUGA